Messenger RNA from Dacryopinax primogenitus, 1117 nucleotides. RefSeq lists its product as uncharacterized. The transcript has a single exon. The record is from RefSeq and is a predicted model, not a curated record. Lineage: Eukaryota; Fungi; Basidiomycota; Dacrymycetes; Dacrymycetales; Dacrymycetaceae. Bases 1 to 1050 code for a protein of 349 amino acids. Gene Ontology annotation, molecular function: protein binding.
AUGCGGCUCCUCGAAGCAUCUCCAAGGAGCGAAAUAGUGCGCUACACGCCUGCGAUAGGACGGCUCCCAACCGAGCUCUUGCAAGAGAUCUUCCUCUUCGCAGUGGACGAUGACGAUAAACACAAGCAUACAAAGUGGGUCGUCUCGCAUGUUUGCCGACACUGGAGACACGUCGCCACGCACUACCCGAGGCUAUGGUCACGCAUGAGAUUCGAUCCCACCACGAGGCUUGGUUCUAGGCGCCUUCUCCAAGCGGCUUCACAGAUGGCCCAGGCUGUCGAUCUAGAUAUCUGUAUGACGUGGAGUGCCACCUCGAGCAAUUGGGCAGGAAGACGGGAGAAAGCGAAUUUCAUAGCGCUCGCAUUGUCACGACGAUCUCAAUGGAAAUCGCUGGUCAUAACCGACAACGAGUUCGGGGUUGAAUCCAACCUUGCCGUGUUGGCCGAAGGUGUACGCCAUGCCGCUCUCCCGAGGUUAAAGUCCGUACAGUAUCACACCACUCGAAACGGCGGAGAAGGUCAUCGUGUGUUUGAAUUGGUCACUUCUGCCUCGAACCUAGAAGUCCUCAAUUUGCGCAACGUCGACUUCAUGGGUCGAAGAGUGCCGGAAAGGCUCCGCAUUCUCCGGCUCGACAACUGCAACCUUCGAACGAUCGAUGCCCUGUACGAGAUGCUUGCCCUCGUCCCGAACCUCAAGGUCUUGCACAUAUCGAUACCUUGCCCUACUCCCGCAUACACGAGUACGACGACUCACAACCUAUUCCCCUGCUACAGCUUCGCAUGCUCUCCUUGGGAUUACGGGCAUAUUCACACGACGCCUGGUUUGUGCGGCAGCUGGUUGCUCCGAACUUGGGCACCCUCCAUCUAUGGACCGCUCGAAACCCUUGUCCUCACUGCGUGCCCCUCAACGCAGCUCAAAGGCGAACAGAAACUGGCUACCAGGAGGUUUUUGAAGCGAUUGCAGCCGGGGGCUGGCAAAUUCAGACGAUCGAUGUUUCUGAACUGUCUUGCCCUUCACUACCUCUCCUGCGGUCUCUGCAAUCCCUGUUAAGACUUGCUGUUGCAAGAACAUCCGAUUUGCGGCAGAUAGUGAACGCCCCAAACAUACCUGAAGUCAC